GGUAUAAAUAACAUGUACUUUUUGCAAUUAAAGCAUAACACAUUCUUACCUUCAAUCAUUAAGUAGCAUUAAACAGCAAUAAUGAGAUUCCUUCCGAUUGCAUUUGCUGUGAUAGCAGUUGUUCGUGCGGCUACAUUGCCGGCCGACUAUCUGCCACCCGUUGUGGAUAACAGUUUGCCUGUACAAGAAUACUUAGCGCCAGUUGACGAGGCUGCACAAGAACAAACUGUGCUCGCCGAUGAUGGUUACCGUUAUAAGGCAGUACAUCGUCUAAAACUUCGUCAUCGCCGUGAUGUAAAUGAAUUACCUGAAAACGAAUACCUGCCACCUGCGGAGGAAGUCCAAGAGAGUGCUGUAGAAGAAUCCGUUGAGCCUGCUCCUGAAGUUAAAACUGAAUUAGCUGAAGAUGGUUACCGUUACAAAACUGUUCGUCGUUUGAAAUACCGCAAGCGCCGUGACGUUGAUGAAGUCCCACAAAACGAAUACCUCCCACCUACUGAAGACGCUCAAGAAUCCGUUGUUGCUGAGGUUACUGAAGCCGCUGAGCCACCUGCUGAGGAAGGAACCGAAUUGGCUGCUGAUGGUUACCGUUACAAAACAGUCCGUCGUUUGAAAUACCGCAAACGCCGUGACGUUGAUGAACUUCCAAAAAACGAAUACCUUCCACCUACUGAGGAAACUCAAGAAUCCAUUGUUACUGAAGCCGCUGAGCCAGUUGAGCCCGCUGCUGAGGAAGGAACUGAAUUGGCUGCUGAUGGUUACCGUUACAAAACAGUCCGUCGCUUAAAGUACCGCAAACGCCGCGAUGUUGAUGAAGCUCCACAAAACGAAUACCUCCCACCUACUGAGGAAACUCAAGAAUCCAUUACUGCUGAAGUUGCUGAAGCCACUGAGCCUACUGCUGAGGAAGGAUCCGAAUUGGCUGCUGAUGGUUACCGUUACAAAACAGUCCGUCGUUUGAAAUACCGCAAGCGCCGUGACGUUGAUGAACUUCCACAAAACGAAUAUCUACCACCUGUUGAGGAAGCUCAAGAAACUGCUGUUACUGAGGUUGCUGAACCUGCUGAGCCAGCUGCUGAUGAUGCUACCGUCUUAGCUGAUGACGGUUACCGAUACAAAGUAGUACGUCGGCUGAAAUACCGCCACCGUCGUGAUGUGAAUGAACUACCCGCUAAUGAGUACCUGCCACCAACAGAGGAAGGCCAAGAAGUUGCGGAGCAGCAACCAGAAGAAGAAACAGCUGCGCUCGCCGACGAUGGCUAUCGGUACAAAACUGUGCGCCGUUUGAAAUAUCGCCGCCAUUAGUUAGAUCAAUUGCAUUUUAAGACACAUAGGAACAAAAAGCUAUUAUUCAUGUACAUAAAACAUAUAGGCAAAGGUAUACACUUAAGAUAUGAAGGAAGGAAUAAAGUAAAUCACGAUAAAACAUAAAACAAAAGAAAAAAUAAACGAAAAAUAAUUCAAAAUAAAGCAAAACGGU
Messenger RNA from Bactrocera dorsalis (oriental fruit fly), 1480 nucleotides. RefSeq lists its product as uncharacterized. The record is from RefSeq and is a predicted model, not a curated record. NCBI's taxonomy places the organism in Eukaryota, Metazoa, Arthropoda, Insecta, Diptera, Tephritidae. The coding region runs from base 82 to 1305 and encodes 407 amino acids. The transcript has 3 exons.